Messenger RNA from Seminavis robusta, 2525 nucleotides. NCBI's taxonomy places the organism in Eukaryota, Bacillariophyta, Bacillariophyceae, Naviculales, Naviculaceae. The record is from the annotation of a GenBank genome assembly.
GAGAAGCCCAAAAGAUCGCGGUGGAAUCGAAUCCCAAAAUUGAAGCAACGCCAUCAAGCCAUCAAUCAACCAACCAACAACACUCUGAGUGAGUGUCAUAGACCACCAAGAGAGAUAAGCAUUCUGAUAAGAAGCACUCUGAAACACAACAAUUAAUUAUUCAUAAAACUACGACCAUGACAGUUGCCCAACAACUCUUAUGCAAGGGUAGAUCCUCUCUUUCGCGUCAUUUUCUGCGAAACCGCCACUUUCUUCGACCGGGGGCGGCCGUGUUUUCUACCUAUGAGUCUCCUGAAUCUGUCAAAAAGUGGGAAACCUUGGCAGACAAAGAGCUCAGUCGAGCCAAGAAUGUCUCGGUCGAUACUUUACGAAAUGAUCGAAUUACUCCUGAAGGAAUCCAAAUUCAGCCUGUCUACUGGGAUCUGAACGAAACGGACCCAGAAAUGCCAGGUGUAUUCCCCUACACUCGUGGCCCCUAUGCUUCCAUGUACACCCAUCGUCCCUGGACCAUUCGUCAAUAUGCUGGAUUUUCCAGUGCGGAAGAAUCCAAUGCGUUCUACAGGGCCAACCUCGCAGCCGGGGUGCAGGGGCUGAGUGUGGCGUUUGAUCUACCCACUCAUCGUGGAUAUGAUAGUGAUCAUGACCGUGUCACCGGUGAUGUUGGAAUGGCAGGAGUUCCUGUCGAUACACUUCGGGACAUGGAAAUCCUUUUUGAUGGAAUUGACUUGACGGAUGUAUCUGUAUCCAUGACUAUGAAUGGUGCUGUCCUUCCCGUCAUGGCUUUCUAUGUCCAAGCCGCAUUGGAACAGAACCCGGAUAAGGAUCCUGCCGAAAUCAUGGCUUCACUCAAGGGUACCAUCCAAAAUGACAUUCUCAAGGAAUUCAUGGUCCGAAACACCUACAUUUACCCUCCUGAGCCCAGUAUUCGCAGAAUCAUUGCGGAUAUCAUGGGAUUCACGUCGGUUCACAUGCCAAAGUUCAACUCGCUUUCCAUCUCGGGAUACCACAUUCAAGAAGCCGGAGCAGAUGCUGCAUUGGAGCUUGCAUUUACCAUUGCGGAUGGAUUGGAGUACAUUCGUACCGCAGUGGAUGUAGCGGGGCUCGAUGUUGACUCUGUAGCUCCCAGGCUCUCGUUCUUUUGGGGGAUUGGGAUGAAUUUCUAUACCGAGAUUGCCAAGCUGCGGGCUGGGCGAAGGUUGUGGGCUACACUCGUCAAGGAGAAGUUCCAGCCCAAGAAGGAAAAGUCGUUGCUCUUGCGCACUCACUGCCAAACAUCUGGAUACUCGUUGACCGAAGCGCAGCCACAAAACAAUAUUAUCCGUACAACCAUUGAAGCCAUGGCUGCUGUCUUGGGAGGAACACAGAGUCUUCACACCAACUCCUACGAUGAAGCUUUGGCUCUUCCCACAGUCCAGUCGGCGCGUGUUGCAAGAAACACCCAGUUGAUUCUCCAAGAGGAGACUGGUAUUUGUGAUGUAGCAGAUCCGUUGGCUGGUAGCUAUUUCAUUGAGAGCCUGACCGACGAAAUAGCUGACAAGGCGUUGGAAAUCAUCCAAGAAGUGGAAGAGUAUGGUGGCAUGACCAAGUACAUCGACAGUGGAACGGCGAAGAUGAGGGUCGAAGAAAGUGCUACCCGAAAGCAGGGAAGGAUUGAUUCCAAGCAAGAAACAAUCGUCGGAGUCAACAAGUACCAGCUGGAUGGAGAUGCUGCCAAAGAGGAAAUGGUAGAGGUGUUACAAAUUGACAACGCAAAGGCUCGCAAGACGCAAGUAGCUCGCAUGAACGAAGUCAAGGCCAGCAGAGACGAGAAUCUGGUUCGGGAAGCACUGGACAAGCUGACGGCAAGUGCUAAGCUUACUACCACUACUAGCCUUGGCGAUAACCCCAACAAUCUCAUGAAGCUAGCGAUUGAUGCUGCUGCAGUUCGCUGCACCCUCGGCGAGAUUUCGGAAGCUCUCGAGGUGGCUUGGGGCCGUCAUGUGCCUACCUCUUCCGUCGUCCAAGGUGCCUACAACGCAUCCUAUAAUGCCAAAGGAAGCAGUGCCACAGAGUACGAGACCGUUUUGCAAGAGGUGCAAGCGUUCGAGGACUCUGAGGGAAGGCGACCUCGUAUCUUGGUAGCCAAGAUCGGUCAGGACGGCCAUGACCGCGGAGCAAAGGUUAUUGCCAGUGGAUUUUCCGACCUGGGCUUUGAUGUGGAUGUUGGCCCCCUGUUCCAGACCCCUGAGGAGGUUGCGAUCCAGGCUAUCGACUCUGAUGUUCAUGUCAUUGGUAUUUCCUCCCAGGCAGCUGCACACAAGACGUUGCUGCCAGCACUGAAAAAGGAAUUGGAGGAGAAGGGAGCCGGGUCGGUCCUUGUUGUUGCCGGUGGGGUCAUUCCACCUCAGGACUAUGAUUUCCUGAUGAAAGAAACACAGAGCUGCAGUGCUGUGUUUGGCCCAGGCACUCGUGUCACCGAUGCCGCAUUGCAAGUGUUGGGACUGAUUCCCAGGGAAUCCCAAGAUGGGCAAAGCACCGCUGCUUAG